AUGAUGCGCUAUUCAAAAGUGUUUUUUGCUUUAUGUCUAAUUCUUAUUUGUUCAACGAUACAAGCCGGUGGAAAUGUUGAUGAAAACAAGGAUGACACUGAACAUGACCAUUCUGAACACGACCACGAAGACAGUGAUUCUGAUGACGAAUUAAAUGGACAUGAAGGCGAUGUAGUUUUUGAGGGCGAUGACGAUGAUUUCAGUGAAGAGGAUGAUGAUCAUGAUACCGAUGAUCAUGAUGGCAGCGAAUUAAGAUAA
Molecule: messenger RNA, 258 nt
Organism: Didymodactylos carnosus
Lineage: Eukaryota; Metazoa; Rotifera; Eurotatoria; Philodinida; Philodinidae
Source: the annotation of a GenBank genome assembly